AUGGCCGCACGUAGUAAAAAAGUUUUACUUAAAGUCAUCAUAUUAGGUGACACCGGUGUUGGCAAGACAAGUUUAAUGGGACAAUUUGUUUCACAUAAAUUUUCUAAUCAAUAUAAAGCAACCAUAGGCGCUGAUUUUUUAACCAAAGAAAUACAAAUUGAUGAUCGUCUUGUAACAAUGCAGAUAUGGGAUACAGCUGGACAAGAACGUUUUCAAAGUUUAGGUGUUGCUUUUUAUCGAGGUGCUGAUUGUUGUGUACUUGUUUAUGAUGUGACACAGCCUAAUUCAUUUCGAUCAUUAGAUAGUUGGCGAGAUGAAUUUCUUAUUCAAGCUGGACCUCGUGAUCCAGAAAACUUUCCAUUUGUGGUCAUUGGCAAUAAAAUUGAUCUUGAAAAUCGUGCGGUUCCAACACGUAAAGCACAAAGUUGGUGUACAGAUAAAUCAAAUGUACCUUAUUAUGAAACAUCAGCUAAAGAUGGUCUUAAUGUUGAAAAAGCAUUUGAAGCCGUUGCACGUAAUGCUUUAGCACGUGAAAGAGAAGUUGAUCAAACACAAGACUUUCCGGCACCUAUUAAAAUUCCUGAUAAUGAUCAACCACCACCAUCAAAAGGAUGUCCAUGUUAA
Messenger RNA from Adineta steineri, 624 nucleotides. The record is from the annotation of a GenBank genome assembly. NCBI's taxonomy places the organism in Eukaryota, Metazoa, Rotifera, Eurotatoria, Adinetida, Adinetidae.